Messenger RNA from Papaver somniferum (opium poppy), 881 nucleotides. Its product is annotated as uclacyanin-3-like. Gene Ontology annotation, molecular function: electron transfer activity. NCBI's taxonomy places the organism in Eukaryota, Viridiplantae, Streptophyta, Magnoliopsida, Ranunculales, Papaveraceae. The transcript has 2 exons. The record is from RefSeq and is a predicted model, not a curated record. Gene Ontology annotation, cellular component: plasma membrane. The coding region runs from base 199 to 714 and encodes 171 amino acids.
CUCCAUUAGAUAUAUGGGUGACAUAUAUUGUUUUUAUCCUUGCUAUACGUAUGAACUAAUAAAGACAUGAUAACAAGUAUGAUAAAGACAUUGUUUUUCUUUUCUUUCUCGAUCUAUUUAUUAACUCUCGCUUCUGCAAGAUGAUUGUUACCAGUCUAUAAUUUUGUGAUCGACUCUUGAAACCGGAAAAUUAUAGCCAUGGCAACUCCUAGUAUUAUUACUACCGCAGGCCUAAUGGUUCUUCUGUUGCUAGCUCCCGCUGUUUUUGCUGUGGAUUAUCCAGUCUCUUGGACCUUAGGCACCAAUUAUGAAGAUUGGGAUUCAGACAAAACUUUAUUCCCCGGAGACACUAUAACUUUUUCAUAUGGGCCUUCACAUUCACUAAGUGUCGUAAAGAAGGAUACGUACGAUAACUGUGGGCCAGAUGCCAUAAAGUCUUUCAGCGGUGGAAGGACGACAGUUCCUUUGGUAGAAGGAACCAUGUAUUUCAUAUGCCAAGAAGGCGAUCAUUGUGCUAGUGGAAUGAAAUUGUCCGUCAAAGUUCGCAAUGCGGGGCCUCCGAAAAAUCAUACAUCACCACCUGCAGAUGCUCCCAGCCCUGUUACCCCAAAACUAGCGAGGGGCACUGGUGCAGCAACUAGCAACUACAACUUGAAUUUUAUGGUGAUUGGAGGUUCACUAUUAUUGGCUCCUUUGUUUGCAUUUUUGGGCUAAGGGAGGCAGUGCUAGUGUGGUAUGACCCCUACAAUCAUGUUUGUUUUAUGGAUCUUUAUUUAGUUAUGUAAAUGUAUUUUUAUGUUCAUUUGUGAUUGGAUUUAGUACCUAUCACAUUUCUUGAUUGUAUGGAGAAUCUGAAUGUUGAAGGGUCUUUUGUGCUCUUA